AUGACGCGCCACAGGCAUUUGGCGCUGCACAUCACCACCCUGGCCGGCCUGUCCGCCAUUCUCCCGGGCACGGCGGGGCCUUCCGGCGCCGUGGCGAUCGAGGACCUCGAUAUGGAGGACGUACCGUCCGAGUGCGUGCAGGCGUGCGCGCCCAUCGUGCAGCUCACGGGGCGGUGUGAGGUGGAGGCGGAGCAGCAGUUCGGGACGGACCGGAGAUGGAUCGGACAACGACAGGUGGUCGAUAGCUUAGGAACAGAGACACGGAGACGAAGAGGCAAGAGGAGGUUGCUACAUAUGAUGCUGGGUACACGGCUGAGUGGGAGACAGGAUGGAGAGGAGGAAGAUGAACGCGACGAUAGCGAUGAUAGCGAUGAUGAAGAGGAGACGCUGCAGACGCGUCCAGAUUUUGGAAACGCCGGAGAGACGGAGCGAAAUAGGGCAGCCAGUUCGGCGAUGAGGGCUUGUGUUUGCGGGGAGAGGGAUUUCGAUGUUGCUGGGGCCGCAUUUGGAUGCGCGAGGUGCGUUGCACAGAACGGGACGGCUGUUGAGGCCAGCGAGGGUCAAUAUCCGGCAAAUCAUCGCCGAGUGCGGCUUCGUCGCCGCGUCGGAUCCUCCGAUGCUAACGACGACAACGACAACGACCGCGCCACCGCCAGUAGUACUCGCGCCUGCGAUAAGCACACUGCCGCCGGCGUUUCUGGCGUCAGCCGAGCCGUCUAUAUUCAGCACAAUAACGUCUCCAUCAACGACCCCACCGCCGGCUGUUGGUCCGACUACGCAGUCCUCUGCGCCGCCGCCAGUACGGACGGAGCCUUCUGGAGCUCUGACCUCUUCGACACCGCCUUUGGCAGAAGCAUCUUUAACGCGGAGUUCCAGAUCGAUCACACCCGUCACGGUGUUCGAGACACCUUCGUUCAGCGCGCUGCCACCUAUCGUCUUGCCCGACGAUAUCUCGACCACGCCCCCUGUAUUGGAAGGAAACCAAAUGAGCGGUACCGCGAGGGCGUCAGGGGUCUUUGGUGA
Molecule: messenger RNA, 1023 nt
Organism: Colletotrichum spaethianum
Lineage: Eukaryota; Fungi; Ascomycota; Sordariomycetes; Glomerellales; Glomerellaceae
Exons: 2
Coding region: 1-1023 (340 amino acids)
Source: RefSeq, a predicted model, not a curated record